CUUACGGUUUAAUUUAGCUCCCGUAUUUUUCCUGCUCGCUUUACCUUACAAUUUCCCCUCGAUGUAACAUUUGUUUUCUUAUCAAGGAGCCAAACUUAGACUCACUAUCAGCUGAGCUUACGUGUUAACAAACGCGUUUUCUCCCCCAUUAUAUUUCGCUCCCGCAUGCCGCUGCCCCCGCUGUCUUUUACUGCAUAUAGCUCGAUGUAUUUUGUGUCCCUUGUUUCCUCCAGUAACCCAUGUCUGUGUGCAUCCCGCCUCCCUGCGCUCUCAAUAGAUGGUGCAAGUCAAAAUGUCCAAAUCGCCCGUAGACCCACUCUCUGCUGUGGAAACAGGCUCUCAGUCGCACUAUUUCCAGCUGCCCAGGAAGUUGCCUAAACGCAAGAGCCGCUUCAAACGCUCAGAUGGCAGCACAUCGUCUGACACAACAUCCAGCUUCAUCAAGCGGCAGGGGUCGGCUGAUUCGUACACCAGUAGACCGUCGGAUUCAGACCUGUCAGCAGAGGAGGACCGCGAGGCGUAUCGGCGUGAAGCCGAGCGCCAGGCACAGCUGCAGCUCGACAGAGCUAAGUCCAAACCUGUAGCGUUUGCAGUAAAGACCAAUGUGAGUUACUGUGGAGCUCUGGAUGAGGACUGUCCCGUCCAAGGAGCUGCAGUCAACUUCGAUGCCAAAGACUUCCUGCACAUCAAAGAAAAGUAUAAUAAUGACUGGUGGAUCGGUCGGUUAGUGAAAGAGGGAGCAGACAUCACAUUCAUCCCCAGCCCGCUAAGACUGGAGGCCAUGAGACUCAAACAGGAGCAGAAACAAAGGAAAACAGGGGGUAACUCCUCUAGUUUAGGAGAUAUGGUGACUGGAAACUGGAGGACCACACCGCCAUCUGCAGGUGAAUCCAAACAGAAGCAAAAACAGGAACAUGUUCCUCCCUAUGACGUGGUGCCCUCUAUGAGACCAGUGGUUCUCGUGGGACCAUCGCUGAAGGGUUAUGAGGUGACAGAUAUGAUGCAGAAAGCUCUAUUUGACUUCCUGAAACACAGAUUUGAGGGGAGGAUCUCAAUCACACGAGUAACUGCUGACCUGUCUUUAGCCAAGAGAUCUGUCCUCAACAAGAGACCCAUAAUGGAGAGAUCCAACACCCGCUCCAGCUUAGCGGAGGUUCAGAGUGAGAUUGAAAGGAUAUUUGAGCUCGCCAAAACCCUGCAGCUGGUGAUUCUGGACGCAGACACCAUCAACCAUCCCGCACAGCUAGCCAAAACCUCCCUCGCCCCCAUCAUUGUCUAUGUCAAAGUUUCCUCACCAAAGGUGCUCCAGAGGCUCGUCAAAUCCAGGGGGAAGUCUCAGAGCAAGCACCUGAACGUGCAGAUGAUGGCUGCAGACAAACUCUCUCAGUGCCCCCCUGAUAUGUUUGAUGUCAUUUUGGAUGAAAACCAGCUUGAGGAUGCAUGUGAGCAUUUGGCUGAAUACAUGGAGGUCUACUGGAGAGCCACUCACCUCCCAGGAAACACCCCUCUUAACCCCUUAUUGGAGCAGAGUUUGAUGACCCCACCUUCUGCCAUCUCUAGCCUACAGAACCAGAACAAGAACCAGCCGCAGCCUCGUGAGGGGGUGGGCUUGCAGCGUAACGAGGAGGAGGAGGAGGCAGGCGAGGAGGCCCACUCCCCCCUGGAGCAGGACAGUCUUAUGCCGUCUGACGAGGCCAGCGACUCCCUGUCUCGCGGCCGGAGGGGGAGCCCGUGCCAAAGGGGGGGUGAGGAGGAAGAUGAGGAGGAAGAAGAAGAAGAAGAAGAAGAGGAAGAGGAGGAGGAUGAGUAUGCCUCCCCUGUCCAUGGUCGCACAUACAGGGACAUGUACCCCCCUCACCGUGGGCACACAGGCAGCGCCCACAGUGCUAACGGGCACGAGUCACAGGACAGGCUGCUCCAACGUGAAGCUCAGCAAGGUCACAACCAGAGGAACAACCGCCAGCGGAGCCGCCCCUGGCCUCGAGACACCUACUGAGGAAGACGAGCCCUCCUCCAUCGGCCUUCAGACCACAAUGAGAUCCCCCUUCCCCCCCCCACCCGCCUGAUGUCGUAUGUUCCCAGUGAUGAGAUUUUAAAAAGUUGUCCUUAAAUCUGCUCUUAACUUUAAUCAGACACAAACCAAAUACGACAUCUUUAUUUAAAGCAUUGCAGUCACAAUCUUCUCAACUCGUAGAUAAUUUAAACAAAGGGGAUGUCUCGACCUCUCCAGGGUCGAGUCAUUCAGAUAAAGUCAACAGGGCUACCAGCUGUAAGCAAACUCAAACUGCUUUGCCUAAGGUUCCUCUAUCGUAGGAUGUCUCAUAUACUGGCCUUAAAAUUCCUUAAAAGACUUUUAACUAUCUUUACUAUUGCAUGUAUGAGUAUAAUUAUUUUAAGACUAUUUGCACAUUAAUGUCAGAACAGGAACUGAAUGAUCUUUACGGAUAAACUUACGUAGGAAUGUCUACUGUUGAAUCCAUGUAUGGGAAAUAGUGAUGCAUUUGAUUACAAUGUAGAUAUAUACUGAAUGGGCACCUGGUUUUGUUUCAUUGCUACUAUAUUUGUUUGAUUUUGUUGAUAUAGACUUUGUUGUUUCAGAGAAUAUGUUUACCAUCUAUCAGUCAGUAUGUCCUGUGAAGACGGCAAAUGGCAUGUGGGAGACACACACACACACACACAGACACACACAGACACACACACACACACACACACACACACACACACACACACACACAGACACACACACAGACACACACACACACACACACACACACACACAGACACACAGGGUUGGACUGAAUCUCUGAAUGGUCACAAGUAGAGCCCGAUCGAUAUAUCACAUGGCCCAUAUUGUUGGCAGAUAGCGAUCUACCACAUAUAUAGAUGUUUUCUGAUAUUGAUGCAUUUUUUCAGAACAUGGGAUUUAGAAAACUGGGUUUGAGCUUUUUUGGAUACAUCAUCUAGCCAAUGAUGGAUGCAAUCAGAUGCAAUAGUUUGUGUUGUUAAAUAUAGUAUUUAGUUCCUUCUGCAUUUCUUUGCAUUGUCAUAUUGCUGCAAAGUCUUUAUAGAAAAGGUCAUUCCAAGCGAAAAACAAUUCUCUAUAUUGACUGCUAUGUCAGAAAUGGGUUUUUUUCCCCCCAUUGAAAUAAAUAUUGGUAUCCACCAAUAAAAUCCAAUAUUGAUCGGGCUCUAUAUGUUAGUAUGAAACUGCAGUACAGCAUCAGUGUCGCCUAUAAGAACAGUACAGUGCAUUCUGGGCACCCCUUGCCUUGGCUGUUGCACAAUCACCUCUGAAAUCUUUUUUUUUUUUUUUUUAAAGAACGGCCAACCGAGAAUGUAAAAAACAACUAAGGAAGAGAAUGUUAUCUUUUCGAGGAUGAAUGAUUUGCCAAACUGCUUGUUUACAUGAAAUCAUUUCCACAUUUAUCAAGCACAUGCUGCACAGCUGCAGCUCCUCUUCAGAUCCAGGCUUCAGAGAAUGUAAGCUUGCAUGCCUUUUGCACCUUCAAGCAUCACCGGGUGUCUCCAGCCCAGCCGAUCGCCCUGUAAUUCGAUUGUAGCACGUUAUUGAUUGUAGCAUCCACAGUAACUUCUCUCACCCUCCUUUGUGCGUCUUUGACAAACAUCACAUUUACGUUGGUGUACUGCGGGUUUACAGAUGAUUAUCAAGGCAGAUCCUCAGGUGUACACACUCUUUGCGCUCCACAAAACAAAUGUGUAGUGCUCCUAAAAAGGACUCGUAGCACCGGUUGACAUGAUUCAUUCAUUCUGUUCCUGCGUCAUUAUUCAUCAGUGAGCCGAUUAUUUGAGUUUGGAGGCGAUGCCAAUGAAGUAUCGAAAACCCCUUUUUGUUUUUUGUUUUUUAGGAGUUUACUUCUUCCAUGUCUCACAGGUAUCUCCUUAUCUAGUGUUCUGUAUAUUUUGAAGAGAAAAAAAAUCAGCAUGAUUGAUUAAAAAAAAACAAAAGAAAAAAAUCUAUGCAAGUGUUGCAUGAAAUUCUGAUUGUUUCUUUUGAACGUUAAGUAUUUUAGUAAUGCAUUGAUUCUGAUUCUCCUCGUUGUCUUGUAGUGAUGGUCUUGUCUUUGGGGCUACUCACUCCUCACGCCACUAACAACCCUCUGACUAAAAAUCAUUUGAUUUAUCCAUUUAUAGUGGGGACACUUCUUUUUCCACAAUAUUGGUUUUGACACUCGUUGAUGCACUUUUAAAAGUCACUGGCUAAAAAGAAAACUUACCGGGUCCCAGAUCAGGCCUCUGUUUUUUUUUAAAUUUUAUUAUUGGUUAAAAAAAAGGGGAAUGAGUGAAUUAGUAAAGCCCUGCAUGUGUUAGUUUACCAAUUAGCUAUUUUCAUUCUAUUUUGGCAGAGUAUGUUUUUCAAAGCGGACCAAUUUAGCAACUGAUAAAACAGUUAAGGUUUUUCAAUUUUUGAAGCACAAUUUCUACAAGGGUUAUAAUUUAGUUUCCUCAGUCUUAUUCUGUAUGCAAUACUAAGCCUAACAUUGAAAAACUUUAAACGCCUUAGACCAUCUGGACUUCCUCUUUUGUGUGAGUAGAGAAUAAAUAAAAAAAAAUUGCACUACUUUUUUUUGGGAUGGUUGCUUUGUAAUGCAAUAACUGCACUAAAUAUAGCCGUGUAUCCACCAGACUACCACAGCGUGCUAGCGUGACCCAACACGCCUCUUCCCUCUAUUUAUCAAGAGACAGCAAAUGUGUAAAAAGUGACAUUUCCUGCCUGAUGCUGUAUAGAAUGCUUUCCUUUUGAAAAUAGAUUUACAAUGCUAAGUAAAAUAUGACUCAAACAAAAUAAACAUGACAUUUUAUGUA
Labrus bergylta (ballan wrasse) is the source of this 4824-nucleotide messenger RNA. It is a transcript of the gene cacnb3a, whose product is annotated as calcium channel, voltage-dependent, beta 3a. Gene Ontology annotation, biological process: calcium ion transmembrane transport. Gene Ontology annotation, molecular function: voltage-gated calcium channel activity; protein binding. NCBI's taxonomy places the organism in Eukaryota, Metazoa, Chordata, Actinopteri, Labriformes, Labridae. The record is from RefSeq and is a predicted model, not a curated record. Gene Ontology annotation, cellular component: voltage-gated calcium channel complex.